Messenger RNA from Bombyx mandarina (wild silkworm), 1683 nucleotides. RefSeq lists its product as uncharacterized. Gene Ontology annotation, cellular component: microtubule cytoskeleton. Gene Ontology annotation, biological process: cilium movement. Gene Ontology annotation, molecular function: microtubule binding. The record is from RefSeq and is a predicted model, not a curated record. Lineage: Eukaryota; Metazoa; Arthropoda; Insecta; Lepidoptera; Bombycidae.
UUUCGCGAUCUGACGGUACGGCUGCAAUGAACGAACAUAAUUGAGAAAUGAUGAAACUUUAUUUUUUUUUUGUUUCAGUUUUCGAAACAUAUCAGAAGGCACGAUUAGUUUUUGUCCAAACUAUGGCAGAAUUAGCUACAAGAUCUAGCAACGUGAAAUGCUUGGAAAGUGCCGGUGUCUUGGAACUGUUAAAGCCCUUGUUGUCUGAUGCAUGCAGCACUAUACGUCAGUGUGCUGUCGUAGCGAUUGCAAAACUCGCAGAACACGAUUUAGACAUAGCAAGGCAGCUUCUAAAUGGAGGAAUCAUUACAAUUACACUUGAAAACUUAAAUAAAUACAAUGUUUACUACAAGCGGUCUGCAUUAUAUUUAUUGAGAGCAGUAGCGAAGCACAAUGAAGAACUGGCGAGCGCAAUAGUCCGCCUGGGAGCUUUAGAACACAUUGUUUCUUGUCUUGAAGAUUUUGACACUCAGGUUAAAGAAAAUGCGGCUUGGGCAGUAGGUUACAUUGGAAAGCACAGUGAGCAAUUGGCCGGUUUGGUUGUAGAUGCAGGCACACUACCCUUGUUAGUACUCGCUUUCCAGGAGCCUGAGAUAAGUUUAAAGCAGAUUUCUGCAGGAGCCCUCGUAGACUUGGCUCAACAUAAGCCGGAAGCAGUAGUCGAUGCGGGAGCUAUUUCUCAUUUGGUACACGGACUAGAAAAUCAGGAUCCUAAGCUUAAGCGUAGUAUACUAUGCGCACUGAGUGCAGUGGCCAGCGCACGGUCUGAGCUGGCUGAAGCAGUAGUGGCUGGUGGUGCACUACCCGCCGCCCUCUUGCACGCCGGCCAUGACGCAGCGCCAGUCAGGCGUGCCGCAGCCUGUCUACUGAGGGACAUUGUCAAGCAUUCGGUCGAUUUGGCUCAGCUAGUAGUGAACACUGGUGGAUGUGGUCCUUUGGUCGAACUAUUAAAAGAGAGUACGGGUGGAUCAAGAGUCCCAGCUUGUAUGGCACUAGGAUUUAUUGCAGGGCAAUCAGAUCAGCUCGCAAUGGCAGUUAUAGAAUCGAAGGCCAUUACACCACUUGUUGAAAUUCUACAAAAGAAAGAUGCAGAAGAUGCAGAGUUGUGUGCAGCUACUUGGACAUUAGGCCACAUCGCAAAACACUCACCACAACACAGUCUGGCUGUUGCUGUGGCCAAUGCUCUACCUAGACUGUUACAACUUUACACAAACCCAAAGUCUUCAGGAGAAGUACAAGCUCGGACAUCAUGUGCAUUGAAACAGGCAUUACAAUGCUGUCUACAUAGACCUGCAUUAGAGACAUUGUUACAUUCUGCACCUGCUUGUAUAUUGAAAUAUGUACUAGCUCAGUAUGCAAAGAUUCUACCCAACGAUGCAAGAGCGAGAAGGCUUUUUGUUACAACAGGAGCAUUGAAAAGAAUACAAGAAAUUGAAACAGUGCCCGGAACGUCCCUGAAGGAGUAUAUUAAUAUCAUAAACAGUUGCUUCCCUGAAGAAAUAGUAAGAUAUUAUACUCCCGGCUACACAGAUUCUUUGCUGGAUAGAGUUGAAGCGUAUACGCCACAAAUACCAGAACUUUUUACUGAUCGAGUGCCGAGUGAUUGCCAAAGCGAAAUGAGUAUAGAGAAAAGAAAUUAGUUUAUUUUUCUUAUAUGUUGUUAAAUACAAUUUAUUAAUACUG